Rhopilema esculentum is the source of this 1358-nucleotide messenger RNA. RefSeq names its product RNA-binding protein Nova-1. The record is from RefSeq and is a predicted model, not a curated record. NCBI's taxonomy places the organism in Eukaryota, Metazoa, Cnidaria, Scyphozoa, Rhizostomeae, Rhizostomatidae. Gene Ontology annotation, molecular function: RNA binding.
UCGUCUAGGAGAAUGGGUGAGAGUGAGUCGGGAGGGAGGAACACAUGUCGAAUAGCACUGGAGAAAUGGAGGACGAAAUGUCUGAGCGAAAAAAAAGACGACACAGCGGUGGUGAUGACCGAAGAGGAUAUUACGAAGAAAAGAGAGAGAUGUAUCCGUUGCUGAAGAUCUUAGUUCCAAAUUAUGCUGCUGGUGCAAUUAUUGGCAAAGGAGGGCAAAACAUUUUGCAGCUUCAGUCUACUUAUGGAGCAAGGAUAAAAUUGUCACAGAAUAAUGAGCACUACCCUGGUACACAGGAGAGAAUUGGUAUCAUAACCGGUGAUGUUGACAAAGUAAUCGAUUUGCACAAGUAUGUGAUGGAUAAGAUUAGAAAUGAAGCAAGCCAUGCACAUGGGUCAGCCAUUGAUGACAGAAGUAGACAGAAGGAAGCCAAAAUAAUUGUACCAAAUAGUACUGCAGGCCUUAUUAUUGGAAGAGGAGGAAGUAUGAUCCGAAGUUUAAUGGAACAAUCUGGAGCAAAAAUCAUCUUGUCUAAUAAAGAUCAAGAGCAGGUUCACGGGGAGAGAGUUGUGACUGUGACAGGUUCACCUGAAGAGAAUGAAGAAGCAUGUCGACUCAUCAUUGAUAAGGUUGCUACAGAUCCUAGCAAUAUGAUGAACAGAACAUUGUCUUACUCUAGUAACCACUAUGCACGAUCAGAUGGGCAUGUAGGUGGGCGUUUUGGUGGUGGCCAUGGCAAUAUUGAUAGUGGUUUAUCUGCCAUGACUUCAGUGCUUGGAAACCUAGCAGGAAACCGGAACCAGCAACAAAAUUUGCUUGCAAUGGUUGGAGCCUCUGCUCUGGGUGGGCCAACAGGCAUGAGUAGAGGUGGCAAUGUUUUAGGACUUGGAGCUAACCCCCUAGCAAUGCAGAUUUUAGCUCAAGGUGGUAAUUCUGCUAACCUGCCCUACAUCAAGACAAAAGUGAAUGUUGAAAUGCACAUUCCUGAUUCACUUGUUGGUGCUAUUCUUGGAAAAGGUGGGAAGACAAUUGUAGAGCUGAUAAAUUACAGUGGAGCAAAAAUUCAGUUUUCAGGAAAAGGAGAAUUUGUACAGGGUACCAAUGAUAGGAUCCUUACCAUUGAAGGGGAUUUUUCAUCCACCCAGGUUGCCCAUUUUCUUAUUUGCCAAAAAAUCUUACAAUCUGAAGCUGAAAACAAAUGACACCAUUGUCAACCUAAUGAUGCUAAAGGUCAUUGUCACACUCUAGACCAUUGUCAUCAAACAUUCAAUUAACACCAUAGUGCAUAGACACUUAUCGUCUUGUAGUUUGUUGAUCACUGUCAUACCUAGUAAUUGUUAUCAUGCAAAUACACAACA